AUGGCGUGGCAACCGCAACAAGAGCCGUUAGGUCAAUUAUCAGGAUGUCUGAAGGAUUCUCUGAGCGGGCACAACAAGACAGCUCAAAAGCAAGCUGAGAUUAUGCUUGCUCAAGCAAAAUCCUCCCCCGAUAUCAACAACUAUCUCACGUACCUAUUUUCAAGUUCACAAGUCCCCCCUGGACUGAGCUAUACUCCUGAAGAAUACCAUGCAGUCAGGUCGGCAGCAGCUGUAAUGCUGAAAAACAAUAUCAGGACUGGUUAUAAAUCGAUACCACCGGAAUCCCUUGCCCUUGUUCGACAAUCAGUGCCAUUAGCAUUACAGGACAAAAAUCAGUCAAUACGAAGUUAUGCAGGAAAUGUUAUUACGGAAAUUGUCAACCGUGGUGGUAUUCUUGGGUGGCCUGAACUGCUGCCAGAGUUAUUGGCAUUGGUUGGGAAUGAUACUGGAGUAGUCUCUCCCGAAGCACAGGAGGGGGCAAUGUCGGCUUUAGGGAAAGUCUGUGAAGACAACAAGAAGAUGCUAGACAAGGACUAUCAAGGCCAACGACCCCUUGCGUACAUCAUCCCGAAACUUAUAUCCUUCACAGCGAACGAGAAGCCGAGGAUUCGGUCCCUGGCCCUUGCGAGUAUUAAUGUUUUCAUCCCUCAAAAACCCCAAGCUCUUCUCGUUUCACUCGAUGACCUUCUCAACCGGCUCUUCCAGCUUGCCAACGAUACCUCCUCAGAUGUUCGGCGGCAGGUUUGUCGAGCCUUCGUACAAAUCGUGGAGAUUCGGCCAGAUAAGAUUUUACCGCAUAUUUCUGGUCUUGUCGAUUAUAUGAUUACCCAGCAGCGAAAGAUUGAGGAUGAGGAGUUGGCGUGUGAUGCUGCAGAGUUUUGGCUCACCGUAGGAGAACACAGCGAGCUCUGGAAAUCGCUUGGCCCCUACCUCAACAAGAUCAUCCCUGUUCUCCUGGAGAGUAUGGUGUACAGCGAAGAAGACAUCGCCAUGCUGGAAGGUGGUGGAGACGAUGCUGACGAGGAGGAUCGUGCUGAGGACAUCAAACCAAAAUUCGCUAAGAACAAGAGUGCCAGAACUCUCGCGAACGGAGAAGAGGUCGACGAGAAUGGCCAAAAUGGUGGUUCUUACGUCAAACUAAGUGGCAUGGAGGAGGAUGACGAUGAUCUGGACGAAGGUGAAAUUGAGGAAUUCGAUGAUGAUGACGAUGGAAACCCUGAGGACCGAUGGAAUCUUAGAAAAUGCUCCGCUGCCGCCUUGGAUGUGUUUGCAACGGACUUUCGAGGACCAGUUUUCGAGACCAUUCUGCCUUACCUGAUGACCAACCUCAAGCAUCCCGAGUGGCCAUACCGAGAGGCUGCUGUUCUGGCACUCGGGGCGGUGGCAGAGGGCUGCAUAGAUGUUGUAACGCCUCAUCUUCCUGAUUUGGUUCCGUACCUGAUAUCUCUCCUCAACGAUCCCGAACCCCUUGUCAGACAGAUCACCUGUUGGACACUUGGAAGAUACUCAGCGUGGGGUGCCAGUCUGAGUACGCCGGCGUUGCGAGCCCAGUUCUUCGAGCCCAUGAUGGAGGGCAUUCUCACCAAAAUGCUGGAUUCCAACAAAAGAGUGCAGGAAGCGGGGGCUUCAGCGUUUGCACACCUCGAAGAAAAAGCAGGAACGACGAUCACACCGUACUGUGAGCCAAUUAUUCGCCAAUUCGUCCGCUGCUUUGAAAAGUACAAGGACAGGAACAUGUUCAUCCUGUACGACUGCGUCCAAACCCUGGCAGAGAAUGUGGGCCAUGGGCUCGCCCAACCCCAGCUGAUUGAAUUAUUGAUGCCGGCGCUGAUCCAUCGAUGGCAUAAGGUAUCGGACCAGUCACGAGAGCUCUUCCCCCUUCUCGAGUGCCUAUCGUACGUCGCGAACGCUUUGGCCGAAUCUUUCGCACCAUUUGCGCAACCCGUCUUUACCAGAUGCAUAACUAUCAUCCGUCAAAACCUGGAAGAGUAUGUCGCAGCGGUCAAUAACCCAAUUUUAGAUACUCCUGACAAGGACUUUCUCGUAACGAGCUUGGACCUUUUAAGCGCUAUAAUUCAGGCCCUGGAUGGGAAACAGUCCGCAGCCCUCGUAUCCGGCUCACAACCUCGACUUUUUGAACUACUUCAGUUUUGUAUGGAAGACCCUGAAAACGACGUUCGCCAAUCAUCCUACGCGCUGCUGGGGGACUGUGCGAAGUACGUAUUCCCUCAGCUUGCGCCCUUUUUGGCUACCCUGCUGCCGACACUUAUCCAACAACUCGACUUGGAUUCUAUCAUCGACGAACAGAUCGAGACAGGGUUUAGCGUCGUGAACAAUGCCUGCUGGUCCGCCGGCGAGAUCUCAAUUCAGCAUGGCAAGUCUAUGGCACCCUACGUUGAGCAGCUACUCCACCGAUUCCUCGAGAUCCUAGGAAAUCCAGAGGUUCCUAAAUCUGUUCUCGAAAAUGCGGCAAUCGCACUUGGGCGACUUGGCCUGGAGAACUCUGGGAUCAUGGCGCCGCAUUUGGCAUCGUUUUCAGAGCCGUUCCUCAAGUCCAUCAACACUGUCGAAUUCACGUCGGAAAAGGCGACCGCUUUCAAAGGGUUUUGCUUGAUCGUCGUCAGUAAUCCCCAAGCGAUGGAGAAGGAUCUCGGUCGCUUGUGCACGGCGAUUGCUCGAUACAAGAUGGAAGAAGCUUUCAAGACACCGUUAACAGCUGAUCUGCAACAGCUUUUCCAACACACCCUUGAUCUCUACAAAUCCCUCAUUCCCGAGUUCAGCCCCUACAUCGGCUCCCUAAUUUCAGCAGCAGAUCUGAACAAUCUUCGAACCGUCUACAACUUGUAA
Messenger RNA from Hyaloscypha bicolor E, 2847 nucleotides. Its product is annotated as ARM repeat-containing protein. Gene Ontology annotation, biological process: protein import into nucleus. Gene Ontology annotation, molecular function: small GTPase binding; nuclear import signal receptor activity. Gene Ontology annotation, cellular component: cytoplasm; nucleus. The record is from RefSeq and is a predicted model, not a curated record. NCBI's taxonomy places the organism in Eukaryota, Fungi, Ascomycota, Leotiomycetes, Helotiales, Hyaloscyphaceae. Bases 1 to 2847 code for a protein of 948 amino acids. The transcript is spliced from 3 exons.